Messenger RNA from Williopsis jadinii, 603 nucleotides. It is a transcript of the gene SYF2, whose product is annotated as Syf2p. Gene Ontology annotation, cellular component: post-mRNA release spliceosomal complex; Prp19 complex; catalytic step 2 spliceosome. Lineage: Eukaryota; Fungi; Ascomycota; Saccharomycetes; Phaffomycetales; Wickerhamomycetaceae. The record is from RefSeq and is a predicted model, not a curated record. The transcript is spliced from 2 exons. The coding region runs from base 1 to 603 and encodes 200 amino acids.
AUGAGUGCUGAAGAGAGAUUAUUGAAGCUGAAACAGCUUCAGAAGAAAAGAGCUGAAGCUGCGAGAGAGAACAGGCAAGAGCUGUUCAAAGAGCAUCGAGAGAAGGCCAUCGGGAAGGAGAAGCUACGACAACUUGAGGAGAAACAGGAGAGGAGCAGAGAGGAAUUGGAAAAGAUCAGAGCUCUUGAGCGAGGAGAAGACUACCAGAGGAGAAAGGCAUGGGACUAUACCAUCGAGGAAAAUGAAAAAUGGGAUGCGAAGUUGGAGAGGAGAGCACAGAAUAGGGAAAACGCUGGGUUCAAGAACUAUUCACAAAUGGCUGAACAAGCGUAUAACAAGGAGAUAUCACAGAUCACAGUAGAUAAAGACAGGUAUAAGCUCCAGAAGGCUAAGGAUGGACACGGCACAAGCGGGGUUGAUUUCCACAAUAAGCCUUCUAAGGAGGCCGUUGAUACUCUUGUGAGCACGUUGAAGACUGGAGACUCUAGGAGAAUGAAGAAAAAAAGCAAAGAAGAGGACGAUACCGAUAGUUAUAUCAAUAUCAAAAACAAACAGUUCAACGAGAAGCUCAAUCGUCAUUAUGAUAAGCACAUAAAUAAGUGA